CUCCAAAGCCGCUUUUCUCCAUGUUGAAAAUGAAAAUUACCACAGUCACGACCAAGGACACCGGCAUGGUCUGGUUCUUUCACUAUCCCCAGAGAGCUACUUGAGAACUGACGUUACCCACCGCGCAGUCAAAGCACUCUAUAGAUCAUAGACUAGACUAUAAAGGAGGUAUCGAUUUGUAAGAGGCCAGCCUCUUGUUCCUCAUCAGAAAAUCCAAAGUCUAGGGGUUUAACAAUCCUACUCGUUUAACAACAAGAUGGUCCCGUUCAUUGGAUCUGCUCUGGUGUAUAUUACGGUGGUCUUCGCAUUUCUUCCAUCCUGCUUUGCCACGAGCGGCACGCAAGUCCUCUGUGCAGCUCCACGAGCCUACACCUACACUUACACAUGCGGGUGCGUUUCCGGUUUGCUUUCGAUGUGUAAGAGGCCAGCCCCUCCUCCAUGCGUGCGAGAAAUUGCGGUGCAGACGGAGCCCUACGAGUCAGAUUUUGGCAAGCAGGAAAAUGUGGGUGUGCAGACGGAGCCAAUCGUUUUUCAUUCUCGUCUCCUUACAAACGCGCACUCCGAGAUGCUCUCGCUAGCUGUCACUCCGCCUAGUGAUGAGCUGCCUGGACAGGAUCAGUCAGAAGAUAGCUUAGUGUAUUCAUCUGGCUUUUCGUCUGAACUCUCCGAGCUAUUUCAAUUUGCAGGUCUCGAGAGUGGCAGCGGCAACUCAUCGUCAACAUUGUCGGGGGAUAGCUGCAGUGGUGACGACGAGCAAACGCCGGCGAGAGACAUCCAAGACUCAACAUCUCUCCUGUCGCGUCGUGUGAGAAAUUUGAUUCUACGCGAACCACACAAAAAAGGUGAGACCAAGAUUUUGCGAGGCAAGAAGCGCGCAAGGAGGCGAGGAGCAAUGCAGGGGGAGUCCGUUCUCCAUAUACGUGGAGGGGAAUUGGCGUUCGCGCGUUCCGCCGUUAAAAAUGUGGACUUCUAUGCAAAGAUCGCGAAUCUUCUCUCCAAGCAAAGUUCCGAAGAAGCGAGCGCUAGAGGUCGCUCGUCGUCUCAGGAGGACAUGGAGCGCGAUGCGGUUAUUCUUCUGAACAACAAGAGUAAUAUUUCGUCUGUCCUCAGAGAAAGAAGUCGAAGAGCCAAUGAUGACUCCGCCACCGUUGAGAUUAUGCACGCAUGUGGCUACUCCUCGGAAGGCAGGUCGUCUUCGGCAGAAAUUGGUGAGGACGUCGACAGGCGAAAUCUUCUGCGAAAAGAGAAAGAGAUACGAGUAGAGACCCUGAGGAACAGGAAACUCGUACGAAAGACCAGUAGAAGGCAGUCAGUCUCCGACAACAUCGCACGCAGGCUGCAAAAUUCGCAGGUGAUGCAAAAUCCAGGGGCUCUUCAGGAACCGGCUAGAGAUUCGAGUGAGGCGCUGUUUUUCUUGCAUCUGAACACGCGCCGUCGUCUCAAUGCCUCGCUUUCGCAAAGCUCACGAAGUAGUCCGGCAGUCGAGGAUCUCCUGCUCGAAGUAGAUCGUCCCGCUCGGAACCUGAAGGUGAAGGGAAUUCUUCCCGGAGGGCCUCUCGACGUUGUGCGCGAUUCUUUCGAUUCGUUUUUGCGACACCGUCAUGCGUCGGCUGCAUCGGAUUCUUUCGAUUCGUUUUUGCGACACCGUGAUGCGUCGACUGCAUCGGGGUCUGACAUUCAGCACUUGCGGCCGCAAGCUGUGACUGAGAUGAACUCCGCAUCCGCGUCGGGCUCCCUUGAAAGCCAGCGAUGCAAUCAGCAGCCUGCAAUGAUGCUGUGCGACGAUUCCUCGUAUGAGCAGCAGGCCAAGAGGCGCGAUUGCAAAUCCUGCAUCGUUUCACUGUAAAGGCUGAGGACCACCUGGUCUGCGUGCUGGCACUAUUUCUUGGUCGUUUGGAGGAGGAGUAGGAGAAGGAACAAUGAGAUAGAAGAUUAUAAUGAUAUUUACUAAUAAUAAAUAUUAGUAAAUGUUGUUCUUGUCAGCACUUAAUUAAUAUUGAGAUGAGUCAAGAAAGCACAAAAAAGAAUAGCGUCAAAGCCCUGAAAUUAACCGUCAAAAAAGCGGUCAGAGUGACCGUCAUCAAAAAAAAUUGCAUACAAGUUGACGCUCCUUAAGAAACCACUUAUAAAUAUAUGUGGGAGCACUUCUUGCAAAAACCGCUGAGAGUUCAUUUGUAACGGAUCAUUUGUAAAAAUCAUGGAGCAAUGUGCUGAGACUGCGAAACAGAAGUGGACGAUGGAAGGAUGAUGAAGAAAUUUGGAGAGGAAGAAGAAGCCACUCUCCCCCGG
Molecule: messenger RNA, 2289 nt
Organism: Amoebophrya sp. A25
Lineage: Eukaryota; Dinophyceae; Syndiniales; Amoebophryaceae
Source: the annotation of a GenBank genome assembly